AUGGUCCGAGUAAUCAGCCCCACAGCAGCCACCCUGCUCCUAUGCAUCAUCGCAAUGCUCUCCGCGCAAGUCAUUGCGCAAAGCAGCGGCUCCUCUUCAUCCUCAGGAUCUUCAUCACCCACUUCAUCUUCCAACUCGACCUCAUCUUCCAACUCGACCUCAUCUUCCACUUGGUCGUCACAACGAUCCACCGAUGCAGUUGCGACGCUGGGCACUCUUCUCACUUUCUCCUUCGGCUCUGUCAAUACUGCUACCUCCACCACCGCUUCCAAUUCCACAUCAGUGACCUCGACCUCCUCCUCUUCGAUUUCAACGAGCUCGUUCACAAGCUCAUCAUCUUCCAUGACAAGCACCUCAAUGGCUCCCGGUGCAACCAGUUCUAGAGCUCCCAACGCAGCAUCAGCACAGAUGGGAUUGGAUUGGAUGCAUGGUCAUCUUGUCUUGCCAAGUGCGACACUGCUUGUGGUGCUGGUCAGCAGCAUUUGCUUCCUUCUCUAA
This is a messenger RNA of Ustilago hordei, 498 nucleotides long. RefSeq lists its product as uncharacterized. The transcript has a single exon. The record is from RefSeq and is a predicted model, not a curated record. The coding region runs from base 1 to 498 and encodes 165 amino acids. NCBI's taxonomy places the organism in Eukaryota, Fungi, Basidiomycota, Ustilaginomycetes, Ustilaginales, Ustilaginaceae.